This is a messenger RNA of Drosophila willistoni, 5466 nucleotides long. It is a transcript of the gene Slik, whose product is annotated as serine/threonine-protein kinase 10. The record is from RefSeq and is a predicted model, not a curated record. The coding region runs from base 45 to 4985 and encodes 1646 amino acids. Gene Ontology annotation, biological process: protein phosphorylation. Gene Ontology annotation, molecular function: ATP binding; protein serine/threonine kinase activity. The transcript has 10 exons. NCBI's taxonomy places the organism in Eukaryota, Metazoa, Arthropoda, Insecta, Diptera, Drosophilidae.
AAUAAGAAAAAAAAAAGCCAACAGCAAACAAAAUAAACGCAAAAAUGUCGUUUAUAAAUAACCUGAAGAAGGUAUUCCACCUGGGCGGUGGCGAGGCGAAAAAGAAACGCCUCUAUAAUAAUAUUAAAAUGGAUACCGAUCCAACAGAAUUUUGGGAAAUGGUCGGUGAAUUGGGAGAUGGUGCCUUUGGCAAGGUCUACAAGGCCCAACACAAGGAACAGAAACGUUUUGCAGCCGCCAAAAUGUGUACUCUGGAGGAUGAGGAGAAUCUAAGCGAUCAUAUGGUAGAAAUUGAUAUACUCUCGGAAAUAAAACAUCCCAAUAUUGUUGAACUCUAUGAGGCCUUCUCCUUGGAAGAUAAAUUAUGGAUGCUUAUUGAGUAUUGCGAUGGUGGAGCCUUGGAUAGCAUUAUGGUGGAAUUGGAGAAGCCGUUGACUGAGCUACAAAUUGCCUAUGUUUGCAAACACAUGACCGAGGGUCUGACAUUUUUGCAUAAGAAUAAGGUCAUACAUCGUGAUCUAAAGGCUGGCAAUGUUCUACUCACCAUGGAUGGUGGGGUCAAAUUGGCGGAUUUUGGUGUUUCGGCCAAAAACAAGCACACAAUGCAAAAGCAUGACACUUUUAUUGGUACACCAUAUUGGAUGGCACCCGAAUUGGUGUUGUGCGAAACAUUUCGCGAUAAUCCAUAUGAUCAUAAAGUUGACAUUUGGUCACUGGGCAUAACUCUAAUUGAGUUGGCUCAAAUGGAACCGCCCAAUAGCGAAAUGUCACCCAUGCGUGUCCUACUUAAGAUCCAAAAGAGUGAACCACCCAAAUUGGAGCAACCGAGUCGUUGGAGCAAAGAGUUUAAUGAUUUCCUCAAGAUAUCUUUAGUCAAAGAUCCCCAACAGCGUCCUACCACAGACGUGUUGCUGCAGCAUGGUUUCAUUAGUCGAAAUCUAGAUGCCAAACCCAUUAAGGAUUUAUUAUUGGAAUACAAGGCUGAGGUUGUUGAAGAGGUUGUCGAUGAUGAGGCUGAGGAACCCCGCAACUCGGCGCUCCAGCUCGACCUGGACGAUGACUCUGCUUCGCUGCAGAGCCAAGAUAUUGACAAACUUCCAGGUACACCUACAUCCAUAUCGCGGGAUUCCAAAGAGCAAUCCCAACCAAGUAGCAGUCUGCCAGCGGCAGCAGCAGCAGCAACAACAACAACAACAACAAUUAAGGCCUCCUCAAUACCAGAUAAACCAAACACAAUUAAGGAUGAAAAUGCGGCGCCAGUGGUUAGUAGUGAGCCAGCACCGGUGGCUCAUACCAAAGUGCCAGCACCAGCGCCGCCGUCACCACCACAACAACAACAACAACAACCACUACAAAAGAUACCAGAAGAUGUAGCAACUGCACCGGAAUUGGCCGAUAAAUCCGAAGCGGAUAAAAAGCACUUUGUGAAAAAGGAAAAGGGCAAAGCCCCACCUCCUCCACCAUCGGCCAACGUUGCCGCAGCCGCCGCAAUUGCCAGACAGUCGCCGGAGAAGCUAACAGCUCCUUCAUCACCCUCACCUUCGCCCACAUCCGCCAUUGAAGUGGCCAUUGGCCAAGAUGGCAAUAUGUUGGAGCUAACGAAACAGCAACCACCAUCGCCCACAGCCUCCUCCAUAAUAUCGGUGCAAUCGGUGGUCUCUAGCUCUAGUUCGAGCGGAGGCAGUGUAUCGAAUCCAAUUCUGAGCUCGAGCACUUCAUUGAUUACCAUUAACAGUGAUGCGCCAGCUGCUCCACCGCCAGCUAGCGUACUACCACCACCACCACCACCAGCAGGCCCGGCUCAACAUUUGAUCUUACCGAAUAGCUUGGAAUCUGUGAGUCAAAUCACUGUUGUGACUAGCACCCAUCCACCUGUUAUUAUAGAUAAUUCUGUGCCACCUCAGCAGCAGCCGCAAAAUGAGGUCAUCAUUGUAUCGAAUGAUAUGAACAAGAGCACUCAUCUGAAUGAGUCAUCGACAGAUGAUGAUUUCCCCUCGCUGGAUGAUAGUCUAGGUGAGGCCACAACACCUCCACAUAAGCAAUCCUCCAUGAUACUGGCGGUCAAUGAGACAACAUCAGCUGGUGCAGCUGCUCCUGCUCCAACUGCUGGUGCAGCUGCUGCUGCUGCUGCCGCCGCCGCGGCCGUUCAUGCUCGCAAGCUAGACGAAAGUGAGGUCUUAAUAGUAAGUUCCUCGUACGCGGAUGAUGAUUCAGCCUAUAAUACUGCCUCGGGUAGCCAUGAUCACAGUGAUCAGCUAAUGGACACCAGUCAUGUGUCAGUGGUUACCGUUGGCGAUGAAGUGAUCAAGGUUAAGGAUAGCAGUAAUGAGUUAAUCAAACGACAGCCGAAUGGCGUCCUACCCGAAGAUGUUAAUAUUAUAGUGAAUCGCUUCAAGCCCGCGAUAGCCGAUCAAGAGGGCUCGUUGAGCGAGAAUGGACGACGUGGUGGCGGCAUCAUUGAGGUGCAAGUCAGUGGCUCCGAUGUGGAUAGCAUAGGCACGAACACUAGUCAGGAGAGUCGGCACGAGGUGGAUACAAAUAAUGCCAAAAUGCUACCUCCUCUGCCUGUCCAAUUGACCAAUCCAUCGGUAAUUGAUGAGGAAGAGGAGGUCGUUAUCAGACAUAAGCCACCGCGUCCAGUACCCAAGACCGGUUCACAGGGCCUGUCCAAAGAGGAAAUCGAACUGCGCAAUUUGCGUAAGAAGACACGCAAGCGAACGCGUAAAUUUGAGAUCGAUGGUGUUCAAAUGACCACCACAACCAGUCGGGUGAUCUAUGGCGAUGAGGAGAACGGACGUAUCUACGAUGAUCACGAUUUCCGCAAGCAGGAGCUGCGCGAACUCAAGUUACUGCAGAAGCAGGAGAAGAAGCAACAAACUGAAUUGCAUAUUAAAGAGCAAAUGGCCAAGGAGCAACAGGAUCGACGUUUUGAGCAGGAACGCAUAUCGCUUGAGAAGACCUACGAAGCGGAUAUGGAUACUUUGGCACGCCAGCACAAGCAGCUAGUGGAAAAGACCGAACAGACGCAAGAGAAUGAACUGAGAUCCUCAUCGAAACGCAUACGUUCCGAGCAGGAGCAAGAGCUUAAGAUUUUCCGUGAGAAUCUAAAACAAGAGAUACGCCUUCUCAAGCAAGAAGUGGAUCUCUUUCCCAAAGACAAGCGUAAGGAUGAGUUCAAACAGCGUCGCUCUGCCAUGGAACUGGAUCAUGAAGAGAAGGAGCGUGCCUUCCUCGAUUCGCUGAAGGAGCGUCAUGAAUUGCUACUGCGACGUCUCAGUGAGAAACAUCGCGAUCAUUUGGCCACAAUAAAUCGCAAUUUCCUGCAACAGAAACAGAAUGCCAUGCGCACCCGUGAGGCUCUACUCUGGGAGCUGGAGGAGAAGCAAUUGCAUGAACGGCAUCAACUCUCCAAGAGGCAUGUCAAGGAAUUGUGCUUCAUGCAACGACAUCAGAUGAUCAUUAGGCAUGAGAAGGAACUCGAUCAGGUUAAGCGUAUGCUGCAACGCAAAGAGGAGGAUAUGGUCAAGAAACAGACGCUAGAGAAACGCGCCUUGCCGAAGCGCAUACGAGCUGAACGCAAAGCACGCGAUCUCAUGUUCCGUGAAUCGUUGCGCAUAUCAACAAAUCUCGAUCCAGAGAUGGAAAGAGAUCGCUUGAAGAAGUUCCAAGAGCAGGAAAAGAAACGUUACAUGCAAGAAGAACGUCGAUUUGAGGUAAAACAUCAAAAGCAACUGGAAGAACUCCGCGCCACACGCGAAAGCGCCAUAAGAGAACUGGAACAGCUGCAGAAUGAGAAACGCAAAGCUUUGGUUGAGCAUGAGCAUGCCAAACUCUCGGAGAUCGAUGAACGUCUUAAGUCUGAGUUGCGUGAAUGGCGGGAGCAACUUGUGCCACGAAAACAGCAAUUAAACUCCAUGGUCAAAGCCUUGAUUACCCAGCAUGAGAAACGACAUGGAUUGGUGGAGAAUCGUUCCGAAUUCGAGGAUCUUGAGGUUGAAUUGCCUGUGCGUUUGCGGGGCAUAUUCAAUGACCGUUCCUCACGUUUCUUGCCACGCAACACAUUCAUUGAUGUCCAACAAAUGCCCAGAUCAAGAUCAUCCCUUCUCAUGAUGGGCGGUGGCAAUCGUUCAUCAUUGAAUUUCCGUGGCUCGGCUCCGGACUUGAGUCGCAGUGUGCCCAGUACUCCGAUAAUGCAUAAGCAGCAAAGGGCCAGAAUGAUUAAUGAACAGGUCCCAGAAGAGGACGCUGAUGAUGUUGAUGACAUGGCCGAGCGAAUGAAGCGAGCAAGUGUAGCCACUAUGCCCUCACAAAAUCAAUUACGUCUAAUCACCCAAAUGCCGGCGGAUGCCACCAAUCAAGCCGAAGUGGUCAAGGUGGUGACAAGCACUCCAGCUCUUAACAGCGCCGAGGACUUAACUGCCAAGCCUGCCAUGAGCACAUUCAGACAAAGUACAGUGACACCGCCAACACCAAAAACUCCUGAGGAGUUGGGUUUGGUAACCAAUCGCUUUGGUCGCAUGGAUGUCGCUGGCGGCGAUGCACCUGUUGAGUUGCGCAUACACGAGGGCCCUGUGCUGACGGCUCAGACCCAACGAUUGCUGCACUCCACUUCGUUUGCCAUCAAGCGACCCUCGCUGGCAAGUCGCAGCAGUGGCAGAUCCUCACUGAGCAGCGCCCAAUCCAUGUUCAAUAUUAAUGAUCUGAUUGCUGCCAACAACAGACACACCAUGAGCGAUGCCGAAUUGAUAUUCGAUUCGGGACGCAAAGCGGCUGCCCUUCUAGAUGAAGUUCAGCCGCAGUUGAGAUCAUCGGUUAAACCUUCGAAUGGUGGCAGUGGACACAAUCGGAAUAAUGGCAGUUCUGUUUCAGCUGAUUCGGCUGCCUCAACGGAUGAUUUCUAUCAAGAUUUAUAUGCCCAGAAGUAUAAAUUGCCACGUGUGAAUCAUCGUCAGCUUAGCCUAGAUGAGGACUCGUCGGCUGUAUGAAAUUGGAAUGAAAUCUGCACCACGUCGCCAAGUCACGUCAACGUCAGCUACUCUACGUCUCUGCUUACAUCAUCUAAAUACUAAUUAAACUAUUUUUACUAAUUGCUUGGAACUUGGAACUGCUUUAUCCAUAUCCAUAUCCAUGGCUUGGUGCUGGCUUACUACUAAACACUUUACACUAAUCCUCCUCAAGCAUAUCCCAACAUUAUAACCAACUGCUCCUUGAAUAUCAUCCAUUAUUCCAUUGUCAUCAUCUUCAUGAGAACCGAAAAUGAGAAACUUGCCAUAUAUAUAGAAUAUUUAUGUGUUGCCAAAGUUCUAAAAAUGAAUUCAUUGUUUUUUUUUUGUUUUAAUUUUUUUUAAUAAUAAUAAUUAUUAUAUUUUUUAUCAUGUGAAAAAAUAUCAUUCCAUUUUCAAAACAGUUUUAUAAGCAGUAUUAUUGAAUAAAUAAAAAGAAAAAGAAGUACUUAGUUCAAAGAAA